AUGACAGACUCGUACGUGGUCGUAGGCUCCUUGCUGGCCAUGCUGGCCACCGCCGUGCUGUUCCUGCGGGAGCCUAAGCCUAAGAAGGACAAACUGGCCGAGGAGAUGCUGCGUAUCGGCCAGCAGAUGAAAAUUCCCGCCUACCCUGGCGGUCGUGUAGCCAUCUUAUUCGGCUCUCAAACUGGCACUGCCGAGGGCUUCGCUGAGGUCCUGAAGGCAGAGGGACGUAAAGCUGGCUUCCAGACCCACGCUAUCGAUCUGGAGGACUACGACGCGGCCUCCAAGCUGAAAGACGAGAAGCUGGUCAUCUUCAUCAUGGCUACAUAUGGUGAAGGUGAUCCGACUGACAAUGCCGUGGAUUUUAUCGAUUUUCUUAAGGAUAAAGCGGGAAAUCUGGAGCCGAAGACGUUCGACAGCGUCCACUUUACUGUCUUUGGCCUCGGUAACACCCAGUACGAGCACUAUAACGAGAUGGGACGCAUGACUGAUAGGUUUAUGGAAAAGUAUGGAGCCGAGAGAGUGUUCCACUAUGGAGAGGGCGAUGAUGACGCCAGUUUGGACGAAGACUUUGACGACUGGAAGGAGCCACUGUGGAGAGCUCUGAGGAAGCAGUUUAUCGCGGGAAACAGUGAGGAAGAUACCGAAGUGAAGCAGGACGAGCACAAGCUGACGCCUCCUGAGUACGAGUACGAACUGGUGGAAAUCCGCAAGAAACAAGUGGAAAAUGCACCCAAAGAGGUCAAAAUGAAGGCGUCGACCAAGCAUUUCUUCACGGCCAACCAGGCGAAAGUUGUGGUGAACCGAGAGCUGCGUCUGUCGACUGCGGGAGGCUCCACGGUGCAUGUGGAACUGGAUCUUCGAGGCACUGGAGUGACCUACGAGACGGCCGAUAACCUUGCCGUCCUGCCUGAGAAUGAGACGAGAGUCGUCGAGAGUCUAGCGACUCGUCUGGACUUGGAUUUGGACCAAUGGGUGGCUCUCAAGCCUGUGGCUGAAGAUCUCCACUGCGAGCUCCCGUUCCCGUCUCCAAGCACGAUCGAAGACAUUCUAACACGUUAUCUGGCAAUUAACAGCGCUCCACGUAAGGGCCCAUUGAAACAACUGGCGUAUUUUGCAAAGAACCAAGCGGAACGUGACGAGCUGGUGCGUUUAUCGUCGAAAGAAGGCAAAGACGCGUACCAGAAGUGGGUACUGGAAGACGAACGCUCGUUUGUCGACGUGUUAACCCACUUCCGAUCAGUUAACUUAACGGUUAAGGAUCUGCUUCACAUCGUCCCGUUCUUACAGCCACGGUACUACACCAUCGCGUCGUCCAGUCUGGUGAACCCGCAGCGUGUCCACGCUACUGUGAGUCUCAUUGAGAGUACGAAGAGUGAUGGUCGUGUGUUCCGAGGGGUGUGUUCCAACUACUUGGGGCGUUUGCAGCCUCUUGAGAGUCAUACAGAUGACAAGAAGAAGCGAGACAGUCGUCCAGGUGAACAAGGAGCCAAGAAGCCGCGUGAGUGGCCUACAGCGCGCAUCUUCAUGCGCGCGUCGACCUUCCGUCUGCCUGCCAGCCCUUUGACGCCUAUCAUUCUCAUCGGCCCGGGCACGGGCAUCGCCCCCAUGCGUGCGUUCCUGCACGAACGUGCCCAGCAGCAACAAGACGGCGAGACUGUGGGCCAAUCCAUCAUGUAUUUCGGCUGUCGACGUCGUGACGAGGACUUUAUUUACAAAAAUGAGCUCGAGAGUUUCCAGAAUUCCGGUGUGCUCAGUGAACUGCACUUGGCGUUCUCGCGGGAGCAGGAGAAGAAGGUUUAUGUGCAGCAUUUGUUGCUGCAGAACGGACUCAAGACGUGGGAACUUAUUCGCGACCAUGACGCGUACAUCUACGUGUGUGGAGCCACAGGGAUGGGCAACGAUGUGAACAAGGUGCUGCACGAGAUCAUCGAGAAGUACGGCGGUCUGUCCUCCGAUGAGGCGAUGGCUACACUUAAGAAACUCCAGGAUGACCACCGCUACAUCCAGGAACUGUGGGCAUAGAAAAGGACGAACGAACUCCAACCAGGUAAAUUCCACGUAGGGUUCUGCUGGAUUCGACUGCUAACAGUGCAAGGUUUGGAUGUAC
Molecule: messenger RNA, 2107 nt
Organism: Phytophthora infestans T30-4
Lineage: Eukaryota; Oomycota; Peronosporomycetes; Peronosporales; Peronosporaceae
Product: NADPH-cytochrome P450 reductase, putative
Exons: 2
Coding region: 1-2022 (673 amino acids)
Cellular component (GO): cytosol
Molecular function (GO): FMN binding; NADPH-hemoprotein reductase activity; flavin adenine dinucleotide binding
Source: RefSeq, a predicted model, not a curated record